UCAGUCGUGCAUGGAUCGAUUUUUCCCUGCUGACUGGUUCUGUUAUUUUCUUUUCAGAGUUGGAGCCUUUGUCGAUCAGGAUCGUAUCUGAUUGAUAAAAGAAAAAGUUUAAUUCUCUGCCUUCUUAGUGUAUUUGAGGAAUUGUGUUUCAUUAUCUAAAAACUUAAUAUUAAAAAGUGAAGUGUUGUAUCGUGUAGUAGUAAUCACGUAACACUCGGAACUUGCUUUUAGUUUGGCCUAUAAACAAUUUGUCAAGCAGGAUAUUAUUUCGUUUCUUCCUGCAACAAACGAGUGCAUCAAGCUUUAUCCACUAAACUUUUUAUUACUUGUCCAUGUCCAGCUAUUAAGUAUCAACAGUGAAACUUAUGAUAUCCUGAUAUUCAACAGUGUUGAACGCAUUUUACGUCAUUGGAUUGAAGUGCGACUCAGCAGGCAAAGCGAUUUCGUGACGUGAAGCUAACAGAUAGGCUGAAUAAGGAUGACAUCACGAUUCGAGCUUGAUGCGGCUAUCGUUAGUGGUGCUCCAGAUGUGCUACCGGGGCAGAGGCGACCACUGCCGGAUGAUGACAUACUAAACGCCGUUGCAACUGAUUUCACUCUCCGUAAGCGCUGCGUUUGGGCUCCAGAGGAUGAAGAUUCUUUGGCAUCCGAAGACAUAGAUCUGCUGGAUGACGAUGAUGAACUAGAAGAAGAAGAGGACGAUGGCGUUGGUUGCCCGCUACCUUCAACUCCGGAGGAUACCCAAUUGCUGGAGGCAGAAAUGACAGAAGUGUUAAAGGCGGGUGUACUUUCGGAUGAAAUCGAUCUUGGGGCAUUAGCUCAUAAUGCUGCCGAACAGGCAGAAGAAUUCGUGCGCAAAGUGUGGGAAGCGUCUUGGAAAGUAUGUCACUUUAAGAACCUACCGUCGUGGCUCCAAGAUAACGAUUUCCUACACAAAGGCCAUCGGCCACCGCUGCCAUCCUUUAGCGCUUGUUUCAAGUCGAUUUUUCGUAUUCAUACCGAAACUGGUAACAUCUGGACUCAUCUAUUGGGAUGCGUAAUGUUUAUCGGCGUAGCAACAUAUUUCAUGACGCGCCCGUCCUUCGAAAUGGAACUUCAGGAAAAGUUAAUUUUCAUGGCGUUUUUCAUUGGCGCAAUCGUUUGUCUGGGCUUUUCAUUUGCUUUCCACACGUUAUGCUGUCAUUCGGAAAUGGUUGGCAAACUGUUCUCCAAAUUAGACUAUUGCGGAAUCGCUCUACUAAUCAUGGGAUCAUUUGUACCUUGGUUGUACUACGGAUUCUAUUGUCAUUACAAGCACAAACUAAUUUAUCUAACGGUAGUAAUUGUUCUUGGCAUCACAUCGAUCAUCACGUCUUUGUGGGACAAAUUCUCUCAGCCGAAUCUUAGACCGUUGCGUGCCGGUGUUUUCAUGAGCUUCGGUUUGUCUGGCAUCAUUCCGGCCAUUCAUUACGUUCUAAUGGAAGGUUGGUUUAGUAAAAUAUCUCAGGCUAGUCUCGGCUGGCUGAUUCUCAUGGGAUUGCUCUACAUUUUGGGUGCACUCUUCUAUGCACUUCGAGUGCCCGAGCGGUGGUUUCCAGGAAAAUGUGAUAUUUGGUUCCAGUCACAUCAAAUUUUCCAUGUGCUAGUACUCGUAGCCGCUUUUGUGCACUAUCAUGGAAUAAGUGAGAUGGCAAUGUACCGAGUUACGGUCGGCGAGUGCGAUAUUCCACACCAGCAUCCGGCGAUCGGAUUUUGAAUUGUUCGCUGGUUUUAGCACAGACGCUACAAGAAAGCAGACCAUUGGUUUUUUUUGCGAUGGUUUCCUUUUUUUGUUCAAAACUUAAGAGAUAGAAUUUCUUUCAUAUUUUUGUUGUCUUUAGUAAUUUAAUAUGAAAUUGCAAUCAUAGAACAAAUUGUAUAAAAUAAUAUAUUUUUAUCUCAUUUUUUUGGAAUAAUUUCAAAACAUUGAUUUCAAUUAACAUGGAAAAACACUUAUCAUGCAUCAAAAUUUAUGAAAAUGUAUGCAAGGGAAACGUAGCUGAAACUUUGAUCACUCAAGAUGAACUUGGAAAAUAUCGAGGAAAUGCCGUUGAUAACUUAAUGAAACGAUUCUACCAGCACGCCAGGAGCUGCAACAAAGUUUCGUAAAGUGUUCCCAAGCUAGUACCCCUUGCGUUGUAAUAAAACUAGAAAUAAAUAAAUACCACAAAAUUGGCGUAUCAUGCAUCGUGUACACAAAUAAGUGUGUUAUUGAGAAAGUGAAUUAUGGAAACAAUAUUAUAGUAAAUGAGUCACGUUUGGUUCAAUAUAUGAAAUAAGAAAAGACGCUUCUGUAAAAUAUAAUUUAUUCUUAAUAAUUUUUGCUAAUUCACCGAGCAUAAUAUAACACAAAAUAUCAAUAAAUCUGCGUUAGUGGU
Molecule: messenger RNA, 2396 nt
Organism: Sabethes cyaneus
Lineage: Eukaryota; Metazoa; Arthropoda; Insecta; Diptera; Culicidae
Gene: AdipoR
Product: adiponectin receptor protein
Exons: 5
Coding region: 479-1735 (418 amino acids)
Biological process (GO): adiponectin-activated signaling pathway
Cellular component (GO): plasma membrane
Molecular function (GO): signaling receptor activity
Source: RefSeq, a predicted model, not a curated record